This is a messenger RNA of Brassicogethes aeneus, 1061 nucleotides long. The record is from the annotation of a GenBank genome assembly. NCBI's taxonomy places the organism in Eukaryota, Metazoa, Arthropoda, Insecta, Coleoptera, Nitidulidae.
UUUAGGUCACGUUUGACAUUUCGCUCUCUACUUGCAAUGUCUACGAUUGUUUUCAGUUUUCAUGUCAGUUUUGACAAGUCCGCGAUUUACUAACAAUGGAUACGUACGAAAGUGUUAUUUUAGUAAAACCUGAGGUGUUUGUUUUCAAUAUACCACCUAGAUCGACAAACAGGGGCUACAGAGCUGCUGAUUGGAAUUUAUCAGAGCCAGCAUGGACAGGAAGGAUGCGUCUAAUCUCAAAGGGUAACGAGUGCGCCAUCAAGCUCGAAGAUAAAUCAUCGGGGGAACUUUAUGCAAAAUGUCCUAUUGAGACAUACCCUGGAAUUGCUAUUGAAGCUGUUAAUGAUUCCUCCAGAUACUUUGUGCUUAGAGUACAAGAUGACAAUGGUAGAACAGCCUUUAUAGGAAUCGGAUUUGGCGAUAGAUCCGAUUCUUUUGAUCUUAAUGUAGCUUUGCAAGACCAUUUCAAAUGGCUUAAAAAAGAAAAACAAUUCGGCGAAGAAGAGGAAGCAGGUCCAGGGCCUGCUCUGGAUUUGGGCUUUAAGGAGGGGGAAACCAUUAAAAUUAACAUGAAAAUAACGAAAAAAGAUGGCGGUGAUAGUAGCUCCAGAAUAAAAGGCAAGGCUGGAUCAGGUCCUGGUCUUGGAUUACUGCCACCGCCCCCUAGCGGCAAACUACCGGCACCUCCGGGUAGUUCCCCGGCAGGUUCUCCGGCGCAUGCGCCCAAACCCGAAGGUGCUACCGGGGAUUCCUGGGGCGAAUUUACAUCUGCUCAAUCUAGUGGUUCACCAGCAAGCUCGCCAGCAAACAGUAAUUGGGUACAAUUUUGAGUAAAAAUUUAAUAUCAAUGAAGAGUUUAAUCUUUAGUUUUAGUCAGUGUAGUGAAUCGUAGCUUACAAUGUUCAUAAUGAUGGUGAUUCACUGCAAUAAUAUCAUUUAAAUAUAAGAAAAAAUACAUUAUUUUUUAUUGCAAAGUGUAUUAUAAAUAGUAUAAAUAUUGUAUUGUUUAAAAUAAUAUAGUUAAAAUAUGUUAUGCUUAAGAAAUUUAAAAUGGAUUAAAU